Molecule: messenger RNA, 660 nt
Organism: Sapajus apella (tufted capuchin)
Lineage: Eukaryota; Metazoa; Chordata; Mammalia; Primates; Cebidae
Gene: RIPPLY3
Product: ripply transcriptional repressor 3
Exons: 4
Coding region: 54-530 (158 amino acids)
Biological process (GO): negative regulation of transcription by RNA polymerase II; embryonic pattern specification
Cellular component (GO): nucleus
Source: RefSeq, a predicted model, not a curated record
GCGCGCACCAAGGCCGGCGCCGCAGCAGGGGGCGGGGGCUCCGCUGGCACCAAAUGGAGCCCAAGGCGGCGGCCGGAGACCGGGAGGCGCGGGGGCGCGUCUGUCACUGCCCCGGGGACGGUCCCCGGAGGCCUCCGCCACAGCGCGUUCCGGAGAGCCCCGAGCUGUGGCGACCUUGGAUCCAGGCACCUGAAGAUGAUGAACUGACCAGAACGGAAAGCCGGCUUGCAGCUAGGGCUGACCAACAUGCUUUUGGAUCAAAGGGAGCCUUUGGGUUUCAGCAUCCUGUAAGACUCUAUUUACCUAUGUCAAAGCGUCAAGAAUACCUGCAGAGUUCCGGGAUGAAAGUGCUGGCCAGUUUCCCCGUGCAAGCCACCAUUCACUUCUACAACGAUGAGGCCACUGAGUCCGCUUCGGAAGCUGAGGAGUCGGAGGAAGGACCCCCGCCCCUCCAUCUUCCGCCCCAGGAGGCGGGAGGUCUGCAGGAAAAAGGCCCAGGGGGAAAGGACAGGGACCAGGGCAUCAACUGAGGGCCGCGAUCCUCAGGAGGGGGUGACCCCUGGGAGGAGGGCCGCUCCCCACGGCGACUCCUCAAGGGGCGGCGAGUGCUCCUCAUCCAGAUGAAUCUGCCCGUGUCUCCUGGGCCCUGCUGGGGGACGU